Adelges cooleyi (spruce gall adelgid) is the source of this 1285-nucleotide messenger RNA. It is a transcript of the gene ND-30, whose product is annotated as NADH dehydrogenase [ubiquinone] iron-sulfur protein 3, mitochondrial. The transcript is spliced from 6 exons. Bases 113 to 913 code for a protein of 266 amino acids. The record is from RefSeq and is a predicted model, not a curated record. Lineage: Eukaryota; Metazoa; Arthropoda; Insecta; Hemiptera; Adelgidae. Gene Ontology annotation, molecular function: NADH dehydrogenase (ubiquinone) activity.
AGCAAGACGAGACCUACAAAUUAUCACUAUCGCGAUUUGUUAAUUUUCCGCACAUAUUAUUUAUUUCAUUAAAGUUCAAUAAAAUAUUUUGUAAUAAAUAUAUUUUGUAAACAUGGCUGUGCGUAUAGUGAACAGAAUAUUUCAACAAUCUAAAUAUCUUGGACUUCAUAAAGUUGCAACUCAUACAUUCGGGGUGCCAAAUUAUAUUGCCGGUAAGGUUCGAUUUCAAAGUACAGAAGCAGCAAAGGAAACUAAGCCAACUGUUCGACAAGUGAGUGAAGUAGUAAAACAAAAUUUGGCAGAAUUCGGUAAGUAUGUUGCCGAAUGUUUGCCAAAGUAUGUUCAAAAAAUACAAAUAGCCACUGGAGAUGAAUUAGAAGUACUUAUUGCGCCAGAAGGAGUUUUACCUGUAUUGCAAUUCUUAAAAGAUCAUCAUAAUUGCCAGUUUGCAAAUUUGACUGACAUUUGUGCCGUAGAUAUCCCAUCGCGCACAAACAGAUUUGAGAUUGUAUACAAUUUACUCUCCGUUCGUUUUAAUGCGCGUAUCCGAGUGAAAACAUACACUGAUGAGCUAACUCCAGUAGAUUCAAUCACAGCCAUAUAUGAAGGGGCUAAUUGGUAUGAGCGUGAAAUAUGGGAUAUGUACGGCGUAUUCUUCAGCAAUCACCCGGAUUUAAGGAGAAUCCUGACAGAUUAUGGUUUUGAAGGUCAUCCAUUCCGUAAAGAUUUUCCGCUGUCCGGUUAUGUUGAGGUGAGGUACGACGAUGACAAAAAAAGAGUCGUUGUGGAACCGUUAGAAAUGACUCAAGAAUUCAGACGUUUUGAAUUGUCGACUCCAUGGGAACAAUUUCCCAACUUUAGAAAUGCUUCCCCAUCCACUGAAGAGGUGCCGGUAGACAAAGAAAAGAAAUAAUAUACUGAUAAAAAGAUUUGUUAGAGACUUCAACAAUAGGCAAUCCAAUUUCUUUCUUCAACACGGCACGAAUAAUAUCAACCUGAAAAUUGAAGCAUUUUAAUGUAAUUAUAGUUGAGGUACAAUGUUUUUAUAUCAGUUGUUCAAAUAAUUAAUUUGUUAUUUCUUAACUACUCUUUUCAAAAUAAAUAGUUGUUAGUAAACAAAUACUGCAAGUAUCAUUUCUACAAUAUUAUAUAUUAGUAUAUUUAAGAGCGGUACUUUGGUUGUAUUUAAUUUUCAAGCUUUACAAUCUAAUGUUUGUCCUUAUUAGAAUUCUCAUAAUAUACAAAACUUGACGUCUACGCUAAUAUAUUAUGUUUAUUUGAUUAA